This is a messenger RNA of Diuraphis noxia (Russian wheat aphid), 733 nucleotides long. Its product is annotated as lysosomal proton-coupled steroid conjugate and bile acid symporter SLC46A3-like. Gene Ontology annotation, molecular function: transmembrane transporter activity. The record is from RefSeq and is a predicted model, not a curated record. Gene Ontology annotation, cellular component: membrane. Lineage: Eukaryota; Metazoa; Arthropoda; Insecta; Hemiptera; Aphididae. Gene Ontology annotation, biological process: transmembrane transport.
AACCGAACUCUCAGGGUAGGUUUAAUGAAUUUAUUCUUUGGUGUGGCAUGGCCAGUCGGUGCAGCACUUUCCGGUGUUUUGUAUCAAAAGCUAGGAUUUUUYGGAGUGUACUAUAUCUCAACAGCGUUAUAUAUGAUAGCUUUUAUUUACGGCUCAGUCAACAUCAAAGAACAUCAUGGGCCAUUAGRUCUAAAAGAGCCCAAGCAGACAUCCAACUCUUGCAUGUAUCUCGUGGUAGAUUUUUUCAAUCUGAAACAUAUCAAAAAAGCAUUUCACACAACGUUCAAAAAAGGCCCACGAAAAAGAUGGACGAAAAUCAUCAUGCUGAUGUUUACAAUAGUUGUAAUCCAAGGUCCUUCACAUGGAGAAUCUGGAAUUACCUACUUUUACACUCGAGUUCGUUUCAAUUGGAAUGAAUUGGAUUACAGUUUAUUCUCGACAUUCUUAUUUAUGACAAACAUUGUAGGCGUUGGAUUCUCGAUAGGAGUUUUGAGCCACUUAUUGAAAUUAGACGACGCACUCAUUGGAGUGAUCGCUUGCCUUAGUAAAGUAUUAGCUGGAUUGGUAUUUGCAUUUGCACCUUCAGAAUUAUAUUUUUAUAUUGGUGGAUGUAUCAUAUAAACAAACAGGAAGACAAGAAAACAUGCGCCGUUGAAGAAAUUAAAUCAAAUGAUAAUCUUGGUUUUGAAAUUAAUUGAUGACUAUUUAUAAUAUUCCAAAAGUCUGAAUAUAA